Messenger RNA from Caenorhabditis sp. 36 PRJEB53466, 1340 nucleotides. The record is from the annotation of a GenBank genome assembly. Lineage: Eukaryota; Metazoa; Nematoda; Chromadorea; Rhabditida; Rhabditidae.
AUGAGGAAUUCCACGUUGAACGAUGAGAGAAGGUUUGUGGAAGCGAGAAGAGCGCUAAACUAAACAUUCAUCAGCCUUCAGAAUAGCAGCAACCGAAGAACAAAUUCGUUCGGUCAAUGUUCAACAAGCAAAGAAUAGUGUCGUCGCAGAAAGGUACGCGCUUUCCAGAUAAUUGAUUCCAACAUAAGAUCUUCAGACAGCACGAAAUAAAGGAUCCGGUCGAACUGGAACUUGCCCGUCAAACGCUUACUUUUCUAAAUAUGGAAGAAGCCGUAACCAAGCCAAGACCAUCUAUCAAAAUGUAAGAAUAGUUAAUUAAACGUUGAACUAUUGUUAUGUUUUCAGUGCCCAAGAAGACGGAUCUUGUCCAAUCAUAGAAAAGAUUCCCGAUCUGCAAGGAGCUCUGCCACAAGCCGUUCUUUUGAUUCAGAAUCUUCAAGAAGGCGAAGUUCAUGCCGUGCAUCCGGAGAUUGGCCCGGGAGGAACUUGGAAGCCGAACGACUGCCAAGCUCGCGAUAAAAUCGCCAUAAUCAUUCCGUACCGAGAUCGGCAAACCCAUCUCACUCGACUCAUCGAUUUCCUGAUUCCGAUUCUUCAAAGACAACGUUUAGACUUUAGAUUCAUUGUCACUGAGCAGGUGAGACAGUUUUCGAUAAAAUCGUUGAAAGAAUUUGAAGUGUUCAGUACGGAAACGACUUGUUCAACAAAGGACGAAUCAUGAACGCUGCGUUCAUUUUCGCCGAAAGCCUCGGCGUCGAUUGCGUUGUCUUUCACGACGUCGACAUGUUCCCGCAAAACGACCGGAAUCCGUAUUCGUGCCCUCCGGGUCCACGUCAUCUCGGCGCUUUCGUCAGCAAUCUCGGCUAUCAGCUGUGGUACAAAGAGAUCGUCGGAGGAGUUCUAGCCGUGUCGAUGGCCGAUUAUCGCGCAGUCAACGGGUAUUCGAAUCAGUUCUGGGCGUGGGGAGGAGAAGACGACGAUAUGGGACAGCGCAUUUUGUCACUUAACUACACAAUCGAAAGACCGAAUCCGGAGACCGGGAGGUAUUCGAUGCUGAAACAUGUGAAAGGAAACGGACGGCACCGAAGCUGAUGUGAGUCAUUUCUCAAUUAAAACAAUGAAAACAUAAUAAUUUCAGUUACAAACUACUCGGAAACAGUGCAAACCGCGUCGCCUAUGACGGACUAAACGAGACGGACAAAUGGACUAUCAGAAAAGUGAGCAAUUCUCUUUUACCCCUUCCUUUUAUCGUGAUUUUCCAGGUCACAACGCGUCCGCUCUACUAUCAUCUCUACGUCGACGUCGGUCAAGUUCCCGAAGAAUGGCGAGCCAAAUCAUAG